GGGUGUUUGAGGGCGGAAGGAAAGAAAACGGAAGCGUCCUUCCCGGGCUCUGGGGUGCCCUGGGAGUGCUGCGGUGGCAGCUGAUGGAGCCGGUGCUUUCCACAGCUGACACCCCCAAAAGGACCCGUGGUUGGUGUUGCAUAAACGGCGAGCCUCCAUGAAGCCCUACGCUGGCUUUAGGGCGGCCAGGCUCAGCGCUGUGGGCUUUGGCGCAGGCGGGAGCCUCCUCCGCACUUUUCCGAUCAUCUCUGCUAUUGCUGGUUGUGUAAUAGUUGGGAGGCAGCGCUUAUCCGUGCUCUUCGUUUCGGGCUGUGGUGGCCACUGAAGCCAGGCUGAAAGAAACACCACUCGCCAAUGCUGCGUUUUGGGCUGCGAGAAAAGGAAACCUGGCUCUCCUCCAGCUGCUGCUGAACAGCGGGCGAGUAGAUGUGGACUGCAAAGACAGCCUUGGCACAACAGCUCUGAUGGUAGCAUCUUACUAUGGCCACAUAGAUUGUGUACGGGAAUUGGUGUUGCAAGGAGCAGAUAUCAAUCUGCAGAGAGAGUCAGGUGCAACUUCUCUGUUCUUUGCUGCACAGCAAGGCCACAACGAUGUAGUGAAGUUUCUCUUUGAAUUUGGAGCCUCCACUGAAUUUAAGAAUAAAGAUGGAGGUACUGCUCUUCUAGCUGCUUGUCAGUACGGGCAUGCAAAAGUAGUGGAAACUCUGCUGAAGCACGGUGCCAACAUUCACGAUCAACUUUAUGAUGGAGCUUCUGCAAUUUUCCUGGCGGCACAAGGAGGCUAUCUGGAUGUCAUCCGAUUGCUGCUUUCUUCAGGAGCAAAGGUUAACCAGCCACGGCAGGAUGGGACAGCUCCCUUGUGGAUUGCAUCACAGAUGGGUCACAGCGAAGUGGUGCGAGUAAUGCUGCUGCGGGGCGCUGAGCGAGAUGCUGCGCGGGAUGACGGUACGACUGCUUUACUGAAGGCUGCCAUUAAAGGGUACAACAAUGUGAUAGAAGAGUUGCUGAAAUUCUCUCCUACACUUGGCCUGCUGAAGAAUGGGACCUCGGCUCUCCAUGCGGCCGUCCUGAGUGGCAACGCGAGGACAGUGGCACUGCUCCUCGAAGCAGGAGCAGACCCAUGCCUGAGGAACAAGGCAAAUGAACUACCAGCAGAACUAACAAAAAAUGAACGCAUCCUCCGACUCCUCCGCACGAAGGAAAAGCAAAGGAAAAGCUAAUGCAGCCCUGUAGCAAAUGCGGUUUGACAGAGAUGUGCCCUGACCACAGUACCAUGACAGUAAACCUAGGUUGCCCGAGAAAGGCUUGUUGGAACAGUUUACAGAACUGAUUAGCCUCUCCAGUACACGCUCCCUGAAUGCAUGAGGCCCUUGCCAUGGGCUCGCCAUGGGCUAGGGCCUCAGCCUGGCAUUGCUGAACGAGAGCAGGGCUUGGCCUGAGACCUGUGUUGGCACUGCAGCCCUGCCUGUACUCCGGGAUCCCACUGGUCCCAGCACUGCCGUUUGCUCCUUCAUGCCUGCAGCAUACGUAUCCCCGCACGCGCAAGAGCUCCCACCGUUUCAGACACACGUCCCCAUACUGGCAUGGCCACACACCUGUAACGGGUGCCUCGGGGCGCACGUGUGGGUCGGGAGCACUCAGCCCUUGUGCCAAAAGGAUGCCCAGACCUCGCAGCUGUUUGGAUACAGCUGGUCCCGGAGUAGCCCCAUGCUGCCGCUGCCCUCCCUUCGUUGGCAGCGCUAGCUCAGACCAUUGCUCUCUACCUCCAAGUGCCACAUGGGGCUAGAGGUGAGAUCCCACCUGUGACAUCCCAACAGGAAAAGUCCUCCUGCCAGCCUAGGGUUUUGGUAACAUUUUGGCUACUACGUGAAGCUCCAUAAAAAUGAUGCAAAGCGUUACAAAUUAUGCCAAAAGCUACUGACCAAACAAUAAGCAAGGAGAUGUCCUCCUCAGUUGUAGCAUCUUGAUCUGUCAAUGUCUGGCAACAGAAACACAGAGCAGCCAUUGAUAGCAUUUUGCAAUGCAUACGCAGUGCUAUGGGGAUCCAUCCCCAACCCUACAGUCUAUGUACAUGCAUUUUUGGGGGGCGGGGGGGAGGAUCGGUCACUGAGCAAACCAAUCAGGGCAUAUCAUUCACUGGCACAAGUACAUCAGAAAUUUAGCUGUUGGGCACAACAGCACAGAUGCUAUAAAACUGAUAUAUGUAUGUUCUGUACACGCAUAUAUGUGACACUAUGGUUUAGUACCCACAGCUACUAUGCAAUGCACUUGUUCCCCAGGUCUGUAACGGGAGUUAAGGGAGAAGCGCGCAGUGUACGGGUGUUUGAGCAGCUGGUGAGAGGGUUACACAGAGCCACACUCGAAUAGGCCCACUAAUUAAUGCAGGCAUGGAAAAUGAACUCUCAACAGCAAUUUUGGCCUUUGUUGUAGUUGAGAUGCUUAGACACACUACUAGUGCCUGUGUGGGGAAGGCAGUGUAAAUUGUAGAUGGUUUGUGAAGAGCUAUGUUUUAACCACGUUGCUGUAAGACACCCCAUUAAAACCCAGUCAUUUCUGCAGUAUAAACAGUAUAUAAUACAUCCUGUUAGCCACAAAAACAUUAGAGAUUAUUUUACAGUGAAUCGAGGUAUAAAGUUAGUUCAGUACAUAUAUCCAGGCACUUCACCUGCCUUCAAACCUUAGCAAAUUACUGAAAAAUUGCUUUAAAAGUUGAAGACAGAGAAGAUUGUAAGGAAAAAAAUAUUCCCCGCUUAAAAAAUACCUGCCUAGGAUUCAGCUGCACUGUUGCAGUUUUGCUUCAGUGAGUUAAAAAAAAAAAAAAUCUUUUAGUGAACUAGCACAAAUGAAUCUAGUUUACUUAGUGCAAAUUAGCCAUACAUAUUACCAAAUCAUGAAAUUGUUCUUUUUGUGAGUAAGUUAGGUAAGAAGUCAGGGUUCUGGUGAAGAGAACAGAAGCGGGCGUGCAUUUGCUUGCAAGCUGGAAUUGCUAUUCAAUUUCUAUUCAGCAUUAGAAAGGAAAGCUUUAGGUUUCCAACAAUUUAAGAAGACACCAGAAAAAUCUGUUUGUUUAGGUAAUUCAUGCUGCUGUAUUUUUAAAUUAAAAUAAUGUUGUGCCUAACAGAAACUUGCAGAUGAACUGGUGCAGAACCAAAGAAUUAUGCAAGAUGCUUAGAGGAUGAUUGUAUCCAGGGUUAAGUUCUGCAAAAGACUAAAAAAUACUGAGCAUGCAGAAAUCUCAAGAGCCUUAUUGGGAACUUAAGUUGCACAGCAUUACAUGGGACUGGACUCUAUCUUCUUUAAGAAGCAAUGCUGGAGAGGAUAGUUUUAUUUGGACCCCCCAGUGGGUUGAAGAUGAACAUACUGUUUUGGAGAAUGCUAGAGGGACUCUAGGCAGCCUGGCCUCAGUAUUGAUUUUUCUCCCCAAAGUUUCUUCAGAGCAACAGCUGGGAACAACCACACUCACACAGAUGAAAAGCCCUUUCACAGUUGUAAAGGGGGAGGAUAAUCAUUAGAAGGUCUUCAGUAGUCAUGCUGGGUUAGCGAUAAAUACUCUUAAUAUCAGACACGCUGUAAUGAUCAAGCAGUCUUCCUAAAAAAUGUGGAAGCAUCCACUGUUGGUGAGGGUCUCCUAUUUUUUCCUGAUUGCAGAGCACAGGAGAGAGGACAGGGCAAACCAACAGUGGUCCUGUGACAGAUGAAGUACGCGAGCUGAGACAACAACAUGCAGGUGUCCAGCAUCUGCAGGUGGCCUCUCCUUUCUGCCAGACAUAUUUUCUUGUGAGAGUCGCCUCACCCCAAAGGGGGCAGCUACUCAGCAAAGAGCUGCUUCUUGAACUACACCUGUCCAUGGGAAGAUGCAUGUCUGCUCCCCACCAUUUAGAGGGGGACUUUCCAAGUUUUGUGUCCAGCUGCCUCCAUGACUGGCCACCGCAGCCGGGGCUCUCAUGCAAGAAGCAAAGAACCCCUAGGAUGCUGCGUCCUGUACAGGCCAUCUGCUGACCUCCUUCUGAGAGGAUGCAAGUUACCAGGUCCUCCUUUUUUUGAGUGAUAUUGGGCUAUAACUGGCUUUUCUUAUUUCUAAACAAAAUUUUAAAUGUGGGGCUGGCAUGGCUUGAAGGGAGAGGCUUGUAGCUCCCUCCUUGCUCUCGUUAGUGCUGGCUGAUAGGGCACACAGGUUGGCGGGGCGGGGGAGAGGCUCUGUGGUGGAGAACUGGCAGCAAAGCCUCUCUCUGCCCUGUUCAGGCUGAAGCUGAAUCUAGCUUCAGCAAAGACACUAUUCAGCCAACAUGGGAUUUUUAGGCGUGGAAACCUUCCCAUCGGGAGCAUCUGUUUCAUCUCAGAGCCUUUGGAGAGAGGGCUUCCCUGUAGGCAAAAGGUGCUUAUUCUGCCUGUAGAUGGGCUCAAAAGUUGCAAUACCGUUUCUCACCAUGCAAUUAACCUUUUCACAAAGAAACCUUAACAAUUCUUAGUAUUUACAUAGCUGCUGUUAUCUUUAAAGUGCUCCGUAAAUACUGCUAUGGUUUGUUUGUUGUUCUAAAACGGAAACCUACUUUCCCUUUGUGGCUGAAGUGAUUCACUAAUAUUGACAAUAGUUCUUUGCAUAGUUGUCACGCCUUUUGUGCAAGGCUUUCAAAGUCCUCUACAGACACCAUUACCUUUUUAAGUUCCAAAAUGCAUUGCUGGGGGAGGCAGGAAAAUAGAUUAUUUCAUUCACACACCAGGGAAAUGCAGCAGCUGUUCAUCAGUUCAUAUCAAUAGACAAGAGUAAAUUUAGACUAGAAAUUAAGGGGCACCAAAUCCAUUUCAUAGAUGGCAGGAUGAAGGUAGAUACCAUAUAAUGAUGUGAAAUAGAACUGGGGCAGGAUAACAAGCCAAAUAAUUUUUGGGGUUGGGUUUUGGGGUUUCUUUUCCCCCAAAAGUGCCAUAUAUAUAUAUCCAUCUUACACACCCAAAAAAUCAGCUCUGCUAGCACGCUGCUUUUAGGCUUGCCUCUGCACAUUCAGAUCCAGGGGCCCAGCCUGCUGUCCUCUCCACCUGGGAUUUAUGCAGGUGCUGUAGCCUGGUGACUUCCCAUCAGCUACAAGUGAGUAUGAAGGAUGUGCAACCAAGAACAGGCUCCACAAAUGAGUGAAGGAGAAGUAUAGGCAUCUUUCUUUUAUUUCACUAGUAUCAAGUCGUUGUAGGAUGGGGAUGAGCACAAGGAAAGGCCCAUGGGGUACAGAGAGAAGUGGCAUCCCGUCAGUGACAUGGUAGCCUCAGAGGUCCCAAAUACAUGGAGCUCUUCAUUUAAGAUGAUCAGUGCAGUGCAGUGUGCAGGGACAUGUAUUUAGUAAUGAUACAAAAGGCAGUGUUGUACUUCCUGACUUGCACAUGCUGUUCUUCCUUGGAGUGAAACUGUAUCACUAUUGAUCCACCCACCUCUGUUUAGUUUAGAAGAACUGAGAGGAUUAGAGCUCCAGAUCAAACAGCUGCAGGUCAUAUUUAGUGCACUUUAACAACAAUGAUUAUUUGCCUCAGAGUCAGAGCAUCAUUGCAAGAAUAAUUCACACUUCUUUAUUCAGCCAGUCAUGGUGACUAUUGGGAAAUUUGUAAGUAAACCAAAUCUCAUGUUGUCUCAGAAAUUUCAGAAUUCUUUUCUGUACAGAGAAAAUGAGGUAGCACAAACCCUGUCCCAUUUGUACUUCACUUAAUAUGAACACUGAACGGAUGUAAAAUACUGCCUUUGUCUGGAACCUUUGAGUGAGUGGUGUUAAAACGUUAAUGAUUGCUACAAGUCCAACCAAAGAUUAUACACAUGGAUCUUUUUUCCAGCAAUGGAGUAUUGUACUGCACACAUGGGACUGAAUGGAGUUGUGCCUUCUCACAGGAGGUCUGCAUUUGGUCCUUGGAAAUGUCACAAUAGUUUCAUACUUUUCUGAAUUCCACAGUUUCUUUUGACCUGCCCUUUUAUGCAUUUGAUAAAAGCUAUAUAAAUUUAUGUAACUCUGUGUAAGACUAAUAUUCUGCAACAGGAACGUUGCUUUGCUAAAACACAUUUUUCCAUGCCAUCGUUUCAAUAAAAGUGAAUGUAGUCCUCA
This is a messenger RNA of Harpia harpyja (harpy eagle), 6077 nucleotides long. RefSeq names its product ankyrin repeat domain 29 (gene ANKRD29). The record is from RefSeq and is a predicted model, not a curated record. The transcript has 10 exons. The coding region runs from base 465 to 1220 and encodes 251 amino acids. Gene Ontology annotation, molecular function: protein binding. NCBI's taxonomy places the organism in Eukaryota, Metazoa, Chordata, Aves, Accipitriformes, Accipitridae.